AUGUGCUGGACUGGUGAAACUUGCAAUGUACAAUUGCAAAGGGCACCAAAAUUAACACAAAAGACAUUCGAUUUUGAAGUUAAUUCUUCAGACUGGAAAAAUGGAAGCAUUAUUGGUCGUCUUUCUCUGAAGGAUGAGAACUCUUCAAUGAAGUCAUGUGGAAGUGUGAUGUUCAGCAUUAAACAACCAUUGACAAAACAUUUACCAGUGGUUGUCAAUGCAACAAGUGGUAUUCUGAAAGUGAAUAGCAUUUAUGAAGAAAUGAAGGAUGAAUUUCCAUUUAUCUUUCAAGUAACUGUUAUGAAUGCGGAUGAUUCUUUGAAUAUGUCUGAUGAAGCAGUGGUCAAUAUUUUAAUCAAUGAAAGGUAUUCUGAUGAGGAGACAGAAACAGAGAGUGCCAUUGUAAAGAGGGCUUUUAUAACUCCACCAACGAAUAUUGAUGUGAAAUUUUAUCGACUAUAUCCCACAGAUAAUCCAAAUUACUGUCUUUAUGAUGAAUGGUUUAUUGAUAUGGUGAUGAUAUUACCACCAGGAAAUCACAAUUUAUUGAUUAAUUUAUUUGGUCCAUCAUUCAAUAAACUGUAUUAUGGAUAUAUUGAAUAUUUAUUUGCUUAUUAUAAUGGUAGCAAUAUAGUGAAUAAUUAUUCAAUUCAGUUCAGUAAUUUCAUAUAUUUAGGCAAUCAUUCUAUGCCUGCAGUGUUCACCAUGUCGUAUCGGGUCAGUGUUUCAUCUGCUCCUACUAAUAAUACAAAUGAUUUCAGUAUCAAGAUAAGAUUCAAAGUUGGUCUUUCUCCGGAAAAGCCGAUUCUUCCUCAAGGUACCAAUUUAAUUAUCGAAAUGGAGGCAUUAUUAACUCCGAAGAUUACUAUGGAACUUUCCAUGGUAGUUAGUACAAAUUGUCCAGUGCAAUCUGACCUCGUCACUUUCGUAAAUUGCCCUCAAACAGUGGAUUUCGGUGGAGUCUAUGAAUAUACAAUUGAUUAUUUCAUAAGUAGACCUUUUGGAGAUUACAUAUUCACUUUUAGUACCGAUGAAUAUAGUGCUUCUAUCGGCCAUUUAUCGUUGACGCUCCCUCCAACAUUCUCAGCAUAUCCAGUAGAUUAUAAAAUCGACACAGAACAGCUAGUUUUCUCGAAUCUGAUACUGACAACGAUUGGUUAUGUUAGUGUGACAAAUCUACAAAAUUUCGGGGUUUAUGACAACACUUUGCCAGCAUACAAUCGAUCAGUUCGUCUAACAGCCUUUAUAAUAAUCCCGGCAUCAAGUUUACGAUCUAUUAAGUUUGAAGCAAAGAUGUCACCAUCAGGAAAGUCUUCUACAGUGAACUAUUGUGAGAGCGCUGUCACUUGGUUUUCAACUCCUAUUAAUGAUAAAAAUAACUUCAUUACAAUAACGGAUACUCCAAUGAAAUAUGAAGCAGAAAAAUUGCAAUUCUUCACAAUUCAACUGACUAUGACACCGUUCACAGCAGGAAUAUAUGGUAUCCGAAUGAGUAAUCAAGGUAAACUAACUGCCGAACAGAGUUCCGUGGAUUAUUUGAUUACAGAAAAAUAUAAUGCGAAGAAAGCAAGUUUAAUAUAG
Schistosoma turkestanicum is the source of this 1581-nucleotide messenger RNA. Lineage: Eukaryota; Metazoa; Platyhelminthes; Trematoda; Strigeidida; Schistosomatidae. The record is from the annotation of a GenBank genome assembly.